CGUGUUAUCUAAGCCACGGAGGAGGAACUCAAUGUAUCGGAGAGAGAGCGGCCGCCUUGAUCCAUUUGUCAUCGUUUUCCUGCUUCUGACCUUGUUUGCACGAGAGGCGCCAGAGUGACAUCACUGCCUCUCUUCCUGUUGCACUCGAGCUGCCUGACCCAAAGGCUUGACACAAGCCAGAUGGCUUCGAUUGGUAGGUGCUCAGGCUGCCUGGUACUGCAAUUGAUGAUACCGAAUAGGAAGACCUUUUAUGAUCAGCUGCGCGGACUGAGAAAGAAUGCAGUUUUGCUAGGUUCAUGUAGGGAUAAAAAGAGCUGCAAGGUGGCCUUCCCACAGCAGGAGUUGAGGAAACGCUUGACAGCCCAGCAGUACCACGUGACUCAAGAGAAGGGGACGGAGAGCGCAUUUACAGGAGAGUACACUUUAUACAAAGACAAAGGGACCUAUAAUUGUGUUGUUUGUGGGACCCCCCUAUUUGCGUCUGAGACCAAGUUUGACUCUGGGUCCGGUUGGCCCGCUUUCUACGAUGCGCUGGAAUCUGGUACAAUAACACUGGUGGAUGACUUUUCCCAUGGAAUGCACAGGAUUGAGACAAGCUGCAGCAAUUGCGGAGCACAUCUGGGACACGUCUUUGAUGAUGGGCCCCGUCCAACUGGUAAACGGUAUUGUAUAAACUCUGCCUCAUUAUCCUUUAUACCCACGGGCCAGAGCUCCACUGAUGAAGGCAGCGUUCCUGCCCCAUCUGGCAAGACGGAACUUUAGGCUACAGAAGGCUGAUGAAUGGGGUUAUUACUUCACAAGCCUGGGCACCAACGACAAACAUCUUUGUGCAUUUAAAGUAAUAAAAUAACAAGUUAUUUAAAUACACACAAGUAAAAGCUCUACUGCAUAAAACAUUGAACUUACUUAGCGUGGAUAAGAGAAUCCUUGUAAUUUUUUCUCUCAUAGGAUGUAGAUUGUAGCGGAGCAAGUCAGUGUGGUUGGGUUUUGUAAACUGUGGGAGUGCUACCAAGUAGCAUAGAAAAUCCAUUGUACUCUCCCAGAGUAGCAUAGCCUGGCACAGGGCAGUCAGGAAAAGCAAGGCAUUAGCAGUUUCCUCAUAAUGUAAUUUGGAGACUGCCAGGAAUGCUUCACAAUGAAAUGCAAUGGCAGGAGAAAGAAAAGUUCAAGCACAGGUCAUAAUGUCCUGAGCAGACAAAAUCAGGACAGCUGCUGCAUGUUUGAAAUCUAUGUAUUUUACUCCACUCUGAAAAAUUAUUUUGUUGAAAUGGACAUGUAAAUUGCACAUUUUCCUUUUUCUUUCACUACGAACUUGUUUGUAAAAAAAAUAUAUAUUGCCGAAUAAAAAAAAUUACUGAUUUAGUCCUUAAAA
This is a messenger RNA of Leucoraja erinaceus (little skate), 1372 nucleotides long. RefSeq names its product methionine sulfoxide reductase B3 (gene msrb3). The record is from RefSeq and is a predicted model, not a curated record. Bases 181 to 762 code for a protein of 193 amino acids. Gene Ontology annotation, cellular component: cytoplasm. Gene Ontology annotation, molecular function: peptide-methionine (R)-S-oxide reductase activity. NCBI's taxonomy places the organism in Eukaryota, Metazoa, Chordata, Chondrichthyes, Rajiformes, Rajidae. The transcript has 7 exons. Gene Ontology annotation, biological process: response to oxidative stress; protein repair.